AUGUCAGCUGAUGCAGAAUUUAAGGAGAAGGUUGCCGAGACCCUGGCGCCUCAGACGUUGAACGAAGGACCUGCUGCUCCUCAGCUUGGUCCCGACGGCGAACCCGUACAAACCAAAAGUGCCGCUAAGAAGGCGGCCAAGUUGGCUGAAAAGCAAGCCAAGCUCGCAGCCAAGCAGACCAAGCAGGUCGUAGCACCUGCAGCUGGUGGAGCCAAGAAGGAAAAGGCCAAGAAGGAGGAGAAGGUUGAGGAGGCGUUCGUCAACACGACGCCCAAGGGAGAGAAGAAGGAUGUUUCGGGUGACCUGCCGAAGACGGCUUACAACCCCUUGGCUGUCGAGGCUGCCUGGUAUGACUGGUGGGAGGCCAAGGGCUUUUUCCAGCCUCGUUACAAGGAGGGUACCGAGAAGCUCAUCGAGGACGGCCGAGGCGUAAACUACACCGGUGAACACCGAGACGAAGGGACUUUCGUCAUCCCCAUUCCUCCUCCCAACGUUACUGGAAGCUUGCACACCGGACACGCUCUCGCUGCUACUCUCCAGGACACUCUGAUCAGGUAUUACCGAAUGAAGGGGUACACGACGCUGUACCAUCCUGGGUUCGACCAUGCCGGUAUCUCCUGUCAGGCUGUUGUGGAGAACAGGCUGUUGAAGACCGAGGGUAAGAGUCGGCAUGACUAUGGUCGAGAGAAGUUCGUCGAGAAAGUCUGGGACUGGAAGGAAGUCUACCAAGAAAAGAUUUCUUCCCAAUUCAAGAGGAUCGGUAUUUCGGCCGACUGGAACAGGUCUGCCUUCACGCUCGACGAGCGAUGCGACAAGGCUGUUAGAGAGAACUUUUACCAGCUGCACAAGAAGGGCCUACUUUACCGUGCCAACCGAUUGGUCAACUGGUGUGUUAAGCUGAACACUACCCUAUCGAACCUUGAAGUCGACCAGAAGGAUCUUAAGGGAAAGACGUUCUUGAACGUUCCCGGUUACGACAUCAAGGAAAAGUUCGAAUUUGGUACCAUCACUUCGUUCGCCUACGAGAUUGAGGACACCGAUGAGAGGAUCGUUGUUGCAACCACUCGUAUCGAGACCAUGUUGGGAGAUACCGCUGUUGCCGUGCACCCGGACGACGACCGAUACAAGCACUUGAUUGGGAAAUACAUCAAGCACCCGUUCGUCGACCGCCGAUUCCCUAUUGUUGCCGAUGACAUCACCGUCGACAUGGCAUUCGGAACCGGAGCCGUCAAGAUCACCCCCGCUCAUGACCCCAACGAUUAUGAAUGUGGAAAGAGGAACAAUCUCGAAUUCAUCAACUUGAUGAAUGAUGACGGAACUUACAACGACAACGCCGGGGAGCAGUUCAAGGGAAUGAAACGAUAUCACGUCCGAACGGCCGUAUUGAAAGCCCUCAAGGAGAAGGGCCUGUACGUCGAGACCAAAGAUAACCCGAUGCAGAUCCCCAUUUGCAGCAAAUCCGGCGACAUUAUUGAAAGCAUCAUGAAGCCUCAAUGGUGGGUCAACCUGAAGGAUGCGGCCGCCGAGGCUACCAAGCGUACCGAGGCUGGAGAGUUGAAGAUUUUGCCGAAGAGCUCCGAGGGCGAUUAUUACCGAUGGAUGCGAGAUAUGCAGGAUUGGUGCAUUUCCCGGCAGCUCUGGUGGGGCCACCGAUGUCCUGCCUGGUUACUGAUCAUCGAUGGCAAGAGGCCCGACCCCUCUGAUGACAAGAGCUGGAUCAUCGAGAGAUGCGAGGAGGAUGCCAUGGAGGCCGCGAAGAAGAUUGCAGACGGACGACCGUUUACCAUUGAGCAGGAUGAUGACGUUUUGGACACCUGGUUCUCCUCUGGUCUUUGGCCGUUCGCCAUCCAGGGUUGGCCUGAGAAGACCGACGAUAUGAACAGCUUCUACCCCGCUAGCUUCUUGGAGACAGGUUGGGACAUUCUGCCCUUCUGGGUCGCACGAAUGGUCUUGCUGGGUAUCGUUUUGACCGACAAGAUGCCCUUCAGUGAGGUCUACUGUCACGGUCUCGUCCGGGAUCCCGAAGGCAGGAAGAUGUCAAAAUCGCUUGGAAACGUUGUUGAUCCCAUCGACCUGAUCGAGGGUUCUACGCUAGAUGCGCUGCGAAAGCAGUUGGAAGGAGGAAACUUGGCCGAUGCCGAGAUCAAGCGCGCGGCUGAGGGCCAAAAGAAGCUCUUCCCCAAGGGAAUUCCCCAGUGUGGUACCGAUGCGCUGCGUUUCGCUUUGUGUAACUACACUACCGGAGGUCAAAACAUCUUGAUGCAAAUCAACGACGUUGAAGGAUACCGAAAAUUCUGCAACAAGUUGUGGAAUGCCACUAAAUUCUGCAUGUUCAAGCUGGAUAUGGUUGACAUCGACGGAGCCAGGCUUCAAUCGAACUUUAUUCCCAACAAGACCGAUGCUAAAACCGGGAACGAGACUCUGGCAGAACGGUGGAUCUUCCACAAGCUUAACCAAGCCGCCAUCAAAGUCAACAAAGCCUUCGAAUCGAGGAAUUUCCAUGAUGCUACCGAGGCGGUUCACGGAUUUUGGCUUUACGAACUCUGCGACGUCUUCAUCGAAGCCACCAAGCCGUUCACGACCGACGAGACUCCUGCUGACGUCAAGAAGUCCGUCCAGAACACGAUCUACACCGCUCUGGAAUCGGCCUUGCGUUUGGUCCACCCGAUCAUGCCCUACGUCUCAGAAGACUUGUGGCAGAGGCUGCCUCGAAGACCCGACGAGAAGAGCGAGACUAUCAUGCUUUGCGCCUUCCCGUCUGAGCGAGCCGAUUACCACGAUCCUCAAGCCGAGAAGGACUUUGAUUUGGUUUUCGACUGCAUCCGAGCCGCCCGAUCUAUCAUUGCCACUUUCGGUCUACCUACUAACGGAAAAACGCCGGAAGAGAGGCACGAGAUUUAUGUCCAGGUUGACAGCGAAGAGACAGCGAAGAUGAUCUCAUCGCAGGUCCCCAUCUUCGAAGCCCUGAUCAAGGGUUGCAGGGAGAUCAAAAUCGUCACCAAAGCUGAGGAUGUUCCUGCUGGAUGUGGCACCGAGCAGAUCAGUGUCCAGGCCAUCGUCCAUGUUCCUGUCAAGGGCAAGAUUGAUGCCGCCCAGGAGAUCAGCCGACUGGAGAAGAAGGUCGUACUUGCCAACACCAACGCCGACAAGAUCAAGAAGCUCCAGAGCCAGGACAACUACGAGACUGCUCUUCCCGAGAAUGUGCGACAGAAGAAUGCUGACCAGCUACGCGGUAUCGAGGCCGAGAUCGAGACCUUGCGACUGGCCAUUGAGAAGUUCCAGAGCCUUGCCUAG
Molecule: messenger RNA, 3294 nt
Organism: Filobasidium floriforme
Lineage: Eukaryota; Fungi; Basidiomycota; Tremellomycetes; Filobasidiales; Filobasidiaceae
Product: valine-tRNA ligase
Exons: 16
Coding region: 1-3294 (1097 amino acids)
Biological process (GO): valyl-tRNA aminoacylation
Cellular component (GO): cytosol
Molecular function (GO): ATP binding; valine-tRNA ligase activity; aminoacyl-tRNA deacylase activity
Source: RefSeq, a predicted model, not a curated record